AUGGUUUUUUAUUACACUAGUUCUGACGGACAUCUUCUUUACAUGGGUAGAGACAAAUUUGAAAACGAAGAAUUAAUUAAAUACGGCUGGGAUGAAGAUAUUUGGUUCCACGUUGAUGAUUUAAGUUCUGCUCACGUUUACCUUAGAUUAAAUGAAGGUGAAGAGUGGACUAAUAUAGAUGAAAAGCUCAUUCAAGAAUGUUGCCAAUUAGUUAAAGAAAACAGUAUUCAAGGAAAAAAGAAAGAUAAGGUUGAUAUUGUUUAUACUCCUUGGAGUAAUUUGCAUAAGACAAAUAACAUGGAGGUUGGUGCUAUUGGUUUCCACAGCGAAAAUCUCAGAAAAAAAGUUAGAGAUAUUACAAGAGAUAAAGAUAUUGUGAAAGCAAUCAUAAAAACUGAAAGAGAAGAAGAAAAGCCUGAUUUCAGAGAUUUAAAGGAAAAGCACAUCCUUGAAUUAAAGAGAAAGAGAUUCAAAGAAUUUAAAGAAUAAUAAAAAAAGGAAGAUGAAGAAAAUAAAUAAAAAUUAUUAGAAAAGCAAUCUAAAAACUAUAAUUACUUGAACGAAAACAAAGAAAUGAUGACUUCUAAUAAAAAUGCUCCUGAUGAUGAUGAAGAUUUCAUAUGA
Messenger RNA from Tetrahymena thermophila SB210, 624 nucleotides. Its product is annotated as coiled-coil protein. The record is from RefSeq and is a predicted model, not a curated record. NCBI's taxonomy places the organism in Eukaryota, Ciliophora, Oligohymenophorea, Hymenostomatida, Tetrahymenidae. The transcript has a single exon.